Molecule: messenger RNA, 1839 nt
Organism: Astrephomene gubernaculifera
Lineage: Eukaryota; Viridiplantae; Chlorophyta; Chlorophyceae; Chlamydomonadales; Astrephomenaceae
Source: the annotation of a GenBank genome assembly
AUUAUAGCAAAGCCUUUUAGCGCAACGUUCCACUGUUAAAGAAGAACAUUGUCCUGUGGGCAGUGCCAUACAGGCGAUACAGCAGCAUCCGACAGGUUAAAAUUCAUAAAGCUGUCCCGUUGUUAGCCCGGGAGGAGUUAUCCAAUCUAGCUUUCACUGCCUUAGGUCUGACGGCGCCGACCGACGUUUAGGUUGAAAAUGCCUCGUCUCGCACUACCAGCGCGUGAAUCCGGACAUGACCGGCCCGCUGCAACUAUUGCGCCAUCAAUUUUGUCGAGCGAUUUUGCUCGGCUAGCGGAGGAGUGCAAGCGCAUGGUCGAAUUGGGCGCGGACUGGCUGCACGUGGACGUCAUGGACGGCCACUUUGUCCCCAACCUCACGCUGGGCGCCCCGGUGGUGGCCGCCCUGCGCCGCCACACGCCAGCCUUCCUGGACUGCCACCUCAUGGUGUCGCGACCCGCACAGUGGGUGCAGGAUUUCGCGAAAGCGGGCGCAGAUAUGUACUGCUUCCAUCUGGAGGCAGCUGCAGCCGCUGCGGGUGAAGACGGCAAGGAGUCCCCCGCGCUGAGUCCCUCGGAGCCGCACCCCGCUGUACGGGAUCUCUGUACGACAGUACGACAGACGGACAUGCACGUGGGCCUGGCUCUGAAACCCGGCACGCCGGUGGAUCUGGUGGUGCCGUACGUGCGGGAGGGGCUGGUAGACAUGGUGCUGAUCAUGACUGUGGAGCCGGGUUUCGGAGGGCAGUCGUACAUGCCGGGUGCUGCUGACAAGGCGGCGGUGCUGCGGCGGGAGUUCCCGGACUUCAACAUCCAGGUGGACGGUGGGUUGGCCCCCGCCACCAUCGCCCAUGCAGCCGCCGGCGGGGCCAACGUGAUCGUGGCGGGCUCAGCGGUGUUCGGUGCCGCCGACCCGGCUGCAGUGAUGAGCCAGCUGAGGGGCGCCGUCACGACAGCAGCCACCAGCAGCAGCAGCCAGCAGUAGAAGAAGGGAGGCUAGCAGGGCUGUAGGCCUGUAGCAGUACGGACGAGCAGUGAACCUCCGUAUUAUUCGGAGGUACAGUCGCGGCAGUAUAGCAGCUAGGGUGUGGCAAUUGCAGCAGCAGGGAGGUAAAGAGGAAACAACUAACUGAGGGAUAAGGCGCCAGCAGCGUGAGAAGUGAGCCGAGGUGACUUGUGUUGCAGGCCCUGGUCGCAAUGUGGGUGGCCUUCUGUUGAGGUGCGGUCUUUUAUCACGCCCAUGUGGUGCUGUUGCGGAGGUGCAUGCUAUCGUGGUAGGUGAACGUGAAAGGCGCAAGUACUGCGAUGGAUACAUGGAUUGGAUGCCCCUUCAUAACAUAUGGCAGCCAUGCUGCCCUAUAUAACAUGCGGCUGCCAUUGUUAAGGAUUAGUAUAGUUUGACACUUGGGGACGUGCCACUAUGUGGGUCGUCAAGAGGAGUUGGCUCGUUCACCCCGGGUACCGGUAGUCCGGUACCGGUCAUGGCGCAAGCCUGUAGAUUGUUGGUUUGACUCUUAUGUAUGUAAAGCGAAUGGCAAGCAAUACUGGUGCAACUGAGUGGGGUAACGAGAUCGUCGAUCUUAGCUCCGGUAGAAAAGGGAGCGACUCGAUACUGUUUGCAGCUGAAGGUUGUGAGGAGUGAGGCUGUGAGGAGACACCCAACGAUGUCAUUGGCAGGCGUUUAGGAAUAUACUAGGUUGAUGGAUAGGCUAGGUUGCGUACCUUGCGUUACGUGUAUGUAUGUAUGUGUUACAAGCUUCGUACCGAGCUCGUAAGAUCCGUCCGAGCCAGAAGGCUCAUGGAUCGCGAGCACAAAACGCGAAAACAACCAAAAGAAGAA